Molecule: messenger RNA, 2356 nt
Organism: Trifolium pratense (red clover)
Lineage: Eukaryota; Viridiplantae; Streptophyta; Magnoliopsida; Fabales; Fabaceae
Product: pentatricopeptide repeat-containing protein At2g35130-like
Exons: 11
Coding region: 129-2219 (696 amino acids)
Molecular function (GO): protein binding
Source: RefSeq, a predicted model, not a curated record
CUUCCCAAAAUUCACUUCCGCAUUCUCUCUCUCUCUCUUUCUCUCUCACCUGAGAAGCUCUUCUGAAGUUGGAGCUUUUCUUCCUUACUCAUUCUCUCUUCUGUUACUAUCAAGUUUUUCAGAUCAAAAUGCAUAGCAAAGAAGUUCGUUCUCCGUCAUCUAACGGCAUCGGUAUCAACACCGCCGACCACGAGCAGUUGAACGCCGGCGCGUUUGCUUCUUCCUCUGCACCGACUAAUGACAAACUUCCAUCGCUCGCCUGCAAAGAGAUUGAAACUCUGCAGAAGGAGAACGAAGAACUUGUGAAGAACGAUUCGCAGAGUGUUCCAUCGCUCACCGGAAUGCAGAAGGAGAACGGAGAGCUUGCGAAGAACGAUUUGCCGAGCAUCGGUGCGUUUGCUUCUUCCUCUGCACCGACUAAUGACAGUGUUCCAUCGCUCACCGGAAUGCAGAAGGAGAAAGGAGAGCUUGAGAAGAACGAGAGGUUAAAUUCUGGUUUAUGUACAUUGAACCGCGUAUUUAUAGAACCAAGAUGUUGCAUAAAUGAAUCCGAACGGAAAUCAAAUGAUUCAAGUGGCGUGGCAUUGAAGAAGUUCAAGAAAGACAGUGUUUACAUUGACAAAAAUGGCAAAUUAAGGAACUUCAAUCACAAGAAACUGUCCAGAAAAACAUGUGGUUCUAUGAGAGGAAGAGGAUGGAAAUUUGGUUCUGGAUUUGUUGAUGGGAUAUUCCCAGUGUUGAGUCCAACUGCACAACUAAUGUUGGAGUAUCUUCAAAAGGAAGUGGAUUCCGAGAGAAUUUGGGGUUCAUUGGAUAAGCUUCCACCCUCUCUUGAUGCAUGGGAUGAUGUUUUAACUGUGUCCGUUCAACUCCGGAUGAGAAAAAAAUGGGAUUCAAUCAUUUCGAUAUGUAAAUGGAUACUGCUAAGAAGUUCCUUCAAGCCAGAUGUGAUAUGCUAUAAUUUACUCAUAGAUGCUUUUGGGCAAAAGUUUCUAUACAAGGAAGCAGAAUCAACUUAUUUGCAGCUUCAUCAGGCUAGGUGCAUUCCUAAUGAAGAUACCUAUGCCCUUCUCAUAAAGGCCUAUUGUAUGUCUGGGAAGCUACAUAAUGCUGAAGCUGUAUUUGCCGAAAUGCGAAAUUAUGGCCUUCCUUCAAGUGCUGUUGUGUACAAUGCUUACAUAAAUGGAUUGAUGAAAGGAGGAAACUUCGACAAAGCAGAAGAGAUUUUUCAAAGGAUGAAAAAGGACGGUUGCAAGCUAUCUAUUGAAAGUUAUACAAUGUUGAUAAAUUUAUAUGGGAAGGCUGGUAAAUCCUAUAUGGCCUUAAAAGUUUUCGAUGAAAUGUUAAGCCAAAAGUGCACACCUAAUAUUUGCACAUACACUGCUCUAGUGAAUGCAUUUGCCAGAGAGGGAUUAUGUGAGAAAGCUGAAGAAAUAUUUGAGCAGAUGCAAGAAGCUGGAAUUGAACCGGAUGUUUAUGCUUAUAAUGCCCUCAUGGAAGCUUACAGUCGUGCAGGUUUUCCUUACGGGGCAGCAGAAAUAUUUUCACUAAUGCAGCAUAUGGGAUGUGAACCAGAUAGAGCCUCAUAUAAUAUCUUAGUAGAUGCAUAUGGGAGAGCAGGUUAUCAAGAUGAUGCUGAAGCUGUUUUUGAAGAUAUGAAAAGAGUUGGAAUAACACCAACAAUGAAAUCUCACAUGGUACUUUUAUCUGCUUAUUCCAAAAUGGGAAAUGUGAGUAAAUGUGAAGACAUUCUUAACCAAAUGGGUAAAUCAGGCCUAAAACUAGACACUUUUGUUCUCAACAGCAUGCUCAACUUGUAUGGAAAGUUAGGCCAAUUCAAAAAAAUGGAAGAAGUUUUAACAGUGUUGGAAAAAGGAUCAUAUAUAGUUGAUAUUAGUACAUUUAAUAUCUUGAUACAUAGGUAUGGACAAGCAGGAUUUAUUGAGAAAAUGGAAGAACUCUUUCGGUUACUUCGUACCAAAGGUUUAAAACCUGAUGUGGUUACUUGGACUAGUAGAAUUGGAGCUUAUUCUAAAAAAAAGCUUUAUCUUAAGUGCUUAGGAAUAUUUGAAGAAAUGAUUGAUGCUAGUUGUUAUCCAGAUGGAGGAACAGCAAAAGUACUUCUUGCAGCAUGCUCCAAUGAAGAUCAGAUUGAGCAAGUUACUAGUGUGAUUAGAAAUAUGCAUAAGGAUAUGAAGACUGUUUUAGCAGUAGCAUAAGUUUUUGAACUUUGAGAUGAUAGUAAAAAAUGUAAUAUGUGUUAAUGAAAAGAAUAAAAUUAACUUGGUGUAAAAGUGAUUUUUAUGGGAGGAGAAUACUCUCAUGUUUUGCUUUUACGCAUUGGUUACACACAAAA